Messenger RNA from Bursaphelenchus xylophilus (pine wood nematode), 1512 nucleotides. Lineage: Eukaryota; Metazoa; Nematoda; Chromadorea; Rhabditida; Aphelenchoididae. The record is from the annotation of a GenBank genome assembly.
AUGCAUGUGAGCUUUUCAUUCACUUCACCAGAUCUGGAGAUUUCUGGUUUCCUCUGUUUGAAAGACUUUGGCGGUUGCCAAAGAUACUGCGAAAUACGUAAGGAGGUUUUCUUUUUGUGUAUUACGUUAGGAUCCAUUCAUGUCGAAUCGCUUUCUGAGUGCUCUCUGUUUAGCGCAGUUCUGUCGUGCCUACUGUAACCCUUUGUGUUGCACAUCCAAGGUCCUUCGAGAAUUAAGAUGCACAGGUCAUGUACCUGAAAGCGCUUACCGCGUGGAUUCCACCGAAUUCAAAAUAUUACCGCAGCCGUGGAAGGCUGCCGAUGGAGAAUCGAGUGGAGUCUAUGCCGAAGAUUUAAUUGUAUUCAAAGGCGGAGCUUCCAACGCUGAAAUGGAGUUGGGAAAGACGCGGUUUGCCUUGAACCUCGUAACAAGCCUAAAUGGGAGAACGGGGAAUGUGGAAUCAACAUUUAAGUAGGUUACUGAAAGCAGGAGGCAUUGUAAAACACCUCUGCGAAAGACCAUGUUCCAGCGGUAAAGACGUAAGAGUGCUCUUAUCAUUUUCAGUAACAAGGUUGGACUUCGUCGCCGAUCGUUCAACGAAUCCUUUGUCAAUGAUCUUUUCAUGGCUGGAAUAAUACCAGAACCAAUGUUAUCAAUCGGUUACAGUUUGCAUCGAGCUAACCGGCAAAUUAUCUUUGGCGAACAUGUAAAGGAACAUUGCGGGACGUACAACAAACUCGACCUGACAAAUCGUCUAGAAUUUAUGUUUGAUGGAGUGCAAGUCGAAUUUAUGAGCUAUAAAGCCAAACAAAAUUUCCGGGUAAGCUGUCGGAGAGGUUUAACCAUCAGAUGAGACUGACUGACUUAUGGUACCGGUGGGGCUGGUCAAAAAUCCUCCAUAGCAAAGGCUGCCGAGAUAUUUGCCAAUAACCAGGAUGCCAAUACAUUCAAUCGAAAUCUGUGUGUUUGGAAAGCUAGAAUUCGCUUAUUCGGAAAAGAAAUGGGUUCCUUUUCGUGCGAGAGGGAACGUCUUUUCUCUGUCUCUCUUCCCAAAUAGGGAACCUCUGAAGAAGAAACGUCAGUUAUUGUUGCCAAUCAUUGUUUCGAUUGUGGUUAAUCUCCUCAUAACGGCCGUUAUUAUAGAUUGGAAUCACCGAAACUGACAUCUUCUACGCGCCAGAUUAUGUGUUAACGCAUCUUCUAAACAGCCAAGUUAUCUCUCCUAAACCAGAUUCGGGUUUCGUCUACAAUAUUACCACCAAAAUCACGCAGAACUUCACGUGGAUCUUGUCCGAUGGCUUUCAAAUUGAUCUGGAAGAUUAUAAUGUUCUUCGAAAUUCGUCUACGAGUAGUACUAUCAAUAUUCGUACCAUUAGUUCGAACCCAGACAACAUGCAGUGGAUCCUAAGUUCGGCUGUAUUUUACGAGUACUGUAUGUAUAUCGAUUAUGGGAGGAAUUUGAUGGGAUUUGCGAAUUGUUUGACCUGCGGAAAUAAUAAACGAUAUGGAUAG